CGGACGCAGCGGAGAGACGCUCGGCUGCGGCGCCGGCAUGUCAGAGGAUUACAGAUGGAAAAUGCAAAGCCAAGAACAGGUUUUUUUCUUUUAAAAGAAGUAUUACAGAAUAAGGAAGUAUGGCCUGAAUGAAGUUGCCUGUGCCAUGUAAAUACUUUGAAGUUUCGUAAUGGCAGAAGCUAGUUCUUCAGAAAUUAAAAGAUCCCGAAUAAGUUUGUCACUCGGUAAAAAUAAGAAAAAAAAAGGAGCAACAAAAAAGGUGGAAGGUAAAGGAACGCCAUCUAUACCUUCAGCGUCCUCCUCUAUUAUUUCCUUUUUUAACAAUGUUACCCCUGCCAAAAUUACCUGUCCUGUGUGUGGGCAAAUGGUGCCAAGAUACGGAAUAAAUGAGCACAUGGAUGAAGCAUGUCAGAGAAACCGUGGCGAGAUUGGCGUCAUUGAUUCCACACUCAACUCUCUUACAAAUGAGAGUCCCCCAGCUGCAAAUGUGAACAAUAAUUCCAGCUCAUAUUUUUCAAAAAACCUCUUAAAUCUAGAAACAAGUCCUUCCAAAAGCAGUUUAUUGAAAACAGAAGGGAGUGCAGCACAACAGAUUAGUCCUUAUUUUAGCAAUAAUAGUUCAGUCCGUUGUGUUAACAAUGAACCACGGGCUCAAACAGUUAAAAUAGUCUCUUUGGGAAGCUUGUCAUCUAAACUGUCCAGAAGACGUUGUAUCCAGGGAGGAAAACGGAUCGUGUAUAAAGAGAUCGACUCUUCACCUCCAGCUGUUCACAAUACGUGCAAAAGUGCUGCAGCACAGGAUGAUGAUGAUGAUGAGAUUUACGCUAGGCAUAGUUCUCAGAAAGAAAAUAAGCUUGCUCAGAGGGAGCACCAGGAACAAAAUUUUUUGAAGGAGGAACCUGAAUUUCAAGAAGAAAUAAACAAAUGUAAUGGAGAAGACCUUGUGAAUAUUGUUCGGGUAUCAUUACCAGCUGAAAAUAUUAAUGUCAAGAGGUUACCAAUUGGUACAAGGAGCACCAAAACAGAAAGUCGGUCUGAAGGUGUGAUACUUAGUCCUGAUAAAUUUGAAACACAUCUAGCCGUUUAUACUUCAGCAGAGCUGACCAAUAGUUUGGAAGUCAAGACUCAGCCUCGUGCUCAGGUUGUUCCAUCUUCCAAGACCGAAGUGAACUGUGGUACGCAAAAUUGCUUUAGCAAGGGUGAUGUACAGGUACUUCCUGUGGAAGUUCAUGAAGACUUUAAGGAUGAGAUUAAUCAUACUUUGUCAGAAACUGUGGAAAAUGUAGAGUUUCAAAAUUCCAUUGGGGACAUUUUAGGCAAAAUAAAUGAGCUUAGCUCUGUGCCCAGCUCUCCCGGUCACCCGUACUACCUCCAGAAUUUUUUAGUGGUGCUGCAAGCAGUUUUGGAGAAUGAAGAUGAUGUCAGACUCUUUAAUGAGCAAGAUAUGAACAUUAUAACCAAGUUCUGCAAAUUAUCAGUUGGUGGGCAGAAGUUAUAUGUGAGACUUUUUCAACGCAAGCUGAAUUGGUUGAAGGUGAACAAAAUAGAGUAUGGAGAGAUAAGUAUGGAUUUGUCACCAAUAAUUGAAGAACUGGCUGAAGCCAGAUUUCUGCAAACAGAAUCUGAACUGGAAGACCUGUGUGAAGGGUUGGAUUUGCUUUCAGCCCCUGAGCUAAAAACAUUGGCAAAGAUCUUUCACUUGCCAAACCCAAAUGGUCAGAAACAGCAACUUGUGGAUGAUUUUCUGAGGUUGGCAAAACAACGUUCAGUCUUCAGCAGGAGUCAUGCUGGUAUUGGGACAGUGAUUUUGAAAAGGGUGAAAGACCUGGCUGGAAAAUCUGUCAGGGUCUGUAAAGGCCCUCGGGCUGUCUUUUCUCGGAUUCUGCUGCUAUUUUCACUGUCUGAGUCAAUGGAGGAUGAAGAAGCUGGUAGUGCUGGUCAAGGCCAGCUCUCCACAGUCCUUAUGGUAAACAUGGGGCGUAUGGUAUUCCCCAGUUACACUGUAAAUAGGAAAACACAGAUCUUCCAGGACAGAGAAGAUCUUAUCAGGUAUGCAACUGCUGCUCAUCUGUCAAAUGAUAUAGCCACUGCAAUGGUAAAUGGGAACUGGGAAGAAGCUAAUCAUCUAUAUGUGUGUGCUAAAGAAACCUGGAACGAACUGAAAAAUCACCCCUCUUUAAGCUAUCACAGAGUUUUACCUGAGUAUCUGCGACAUUUCACAGUUGGCUGGGUAUAUACAAGAAUCCUUUCUCAAGGUGUUGAAAUUUUGCAGAGACUUCACAUGUAUGAGGAAGCGGUGCAGGAGCUGCAGACUCUUCUGUCUCAGGAUGUGUAUUGUACUGACAGCAGAGGGCGAUGGUGGGAUCGCCUAGCUCUGAAUUUACACCAGCACUUGAAAAACACUAAGAAGGCCAUUGACUGCAUUAGAAAUGGGCUGGCAGACCCAUUUGUACGUACUGGGCAUCGUCUCUCUCUCUACCAGCGGGCCUUACGGAUCAGAGACUCACCAAGCUGCAAGCAGUUCAGAUGGCUGUUUCAUGAUCUGCCAGUCAUAACUGUGGAGGAUGUGACACAUGUUACAAUCAAAGGAAAGAUGUGUCCUCAGAUGGGAAUGGGAAAAUCUGUAUUUCUAAUGGAGGAUAUUGGUGAUGAAGAAGGAGGUGAAGACUUCAGUGUAUCCACAGUCAUGUGCUCAGUUGAGGAGCUGGCAUUAACUCAUUACAGGCAGAAUGGUUUUGAUCAGGGUAUUCAUGGGGAAGGCUCAACAUUUAUGACGCUGUAUGGUAUUCUAAUGUGGGAUAUCAUUUUCAUGGAUGACAUACCCGAUGUUUUCAGAAAUUCCUAUCAGACGUUCCCCCUGGAUUUAUACACUGACAGCUUCUAUGAGAACAGGAGGGAUGUCAUUGAGGCCAGACUCAAGCAGCUUCAUACAGCUUCCUCGGAGACACUGGCAAAGUUGAUUGCUGACAUCUGGACCACUCAGGAGGGAAAAGCUGCAGCACUAGUUAGCUGGGGGCGUUUUAUUUCCCUCCAGCAAGUUCAGAGCCUUGUCUCUUGCCUUGGAGGAAUGUUUCUCAGCGGUGUUUUUACGCGACUUUCCAAAGAUCUACGCCAUUGCAGAGGGGGACUUCCUGACCUGGUUGUGUGGCGUACUCACACUAAUCACUUUAAGCUGGUGGAAGUGAAAGGUCCCAAUGAUCGCCUGUCCCACAAGCAGAUAAUCUGGCUGAGUGAACUGAAGAAGCUGGGUGCUACAGUAGAAGUUUGUCACGUGCAAGCUGUUGGAGGCAAGAGUAAACGCCUCAGCUGACAACAGAGGUCUUCAUCACAUGGGUAACUUGGGUGUUUUUAAAGGAGCUGUCAUGACACACACUACUGGCUGCUGCUUAUUAAAAGUAGUUUCUUCUAAAAUUCUGGUUUCUUGGAACAUUACGGUAGUUAUUUUUAGCACAAAACAUUCUAAAAAAUAGUUGUCAGUAUGAUUUACUCUAUGUCACUUCGUGUUCAGAAGACCAAAGCCCUGCUCUUCUAUACACAAUUUACAACAUUCUAUGAAAGGUAAUCUAGAGGUUUUGCCCAGUAAAGAGAAACAGCUACAAUCACAGUGGUACCAACUGAGAACAUCCUCUACAAUAAAGA
Gavia stellata (red-throated loon) is the source of this 3639-nucleotide messenger RNA. RefSeq names its product FANCD2 and FANCI associated nuclease 1 (gene FAN1). The record is from RefSeq and is a predicted model, not a curated record. Gene Ontology annotation, cellular component: nucleus. Bases 170 to 3310 code for a protein of 1046 amino acids. Gene Ontology annotation, biological process: interstrand cross-link repair. Lineage: Eukaryota; Metazoa; Chordata; Aves; Gaviiformes; Gaviidae. Gene Ontology annotation, molecular function: 5'-flap endonuclease activity; flap-structured DNA binding; 5'-3' exonuclease activity. The transcript is spliced from 14 exons.